GUCAAGACGAAACAACUUGCUGUUGCGUGGAAAUAAAAAGCGAGUUUUGAAAAGUUUGUAAAACUGUUGUGCUUUUGUGAAAAGUUUUCUUGCGUUGACGGACUGUGAAUGUUUGAUUAUUGUUUACUGUUAAUUGAUCCUCAUAAACAUGUCUUCUGCGCCCACCAAGAAAGUUCGCGUCCAGGAAAGUAGCAGCGUCACUUUCUUUGAACGUAAAGCGUUCAAAUUCACGUGGACAAUCAAGGAAUUCAGCUCCUGGACUGCCGAGAUUGGCUCCUGUAUGCAACAGUCAGCAGUGUUCCCGUCCGGCAAGGAAGAAAGUAUUCAGUGGGCAUUACAGUUCUAUCCCCAAUGUCGAAAGGGAAUACCAUUCUGCGAGUUAUAUCUUACGAUGCUUAAAUGUCCUGGAAAACAACUCAAUACCAAAUUUAGAUUUACAAUGCAGAACUCCAAAAAGGAAAUUCUCGUUUCGGUGGAUUAUAUCGAACACAGAUUCGUUGACACAAUGGCGUAUGGACAUUCACAAAUAGGCGAUAACGAUUUUCUUGUUGAUAAAACUAAACAUGACGACGUUCUGAUCAUAACGUGUGAAAUAGAAGCCAAAGUUCGCCUUGUUCAUGAAAAUAACCAAUCAACCAACAACGAUCAACCCGCACCUCCAAGCAGCAUCGCUGAUGAUUUCGGGGCUCUGGUUGACGGUCAGCGUUUCGGAGAUGUUACGGUGAAGGUCGGAGAUAAAAGGUUCCGCGUGUACAAGGGCAUUCUUGCGUCCCGAAGUCCCGUGUUUGCUGCCAUGUUCGAGCACACCAUGAAGGAGAAAAUCAAGAGUGUCGUCACGAUCGUCGACGUCGAGCCGGACGUGUUCCACGAGUUGCUGCGGUACAUCUACACCGACAAGGUCCAAAAUCUGACCGCGUUGGCCUACCAGUUGUUCGCAGCCGCCGACAAGUACGACAUCGGAACGCUCAAGACCCUCUGCCGGAUGUCCAUCCUGGCGAAUAUUUCGACGGAGAACGCCACGGAUGCGCUCAAGUGCGCCGACCUGCAUCUGGACAGCGAGAUGAAACGGCACACGCUGGGGUUUCUCCGCAAAAAUUCCGGCAGUCUGCUGGCCAUGACCGAAACAGCGGGCUGGAAGGCGUUUGAGCUUACGUUCCCGCACUUGGCAAUCGAAGUGUUGAAGGCAAUCGUAAAGUCGUAAAAAUGGCAGAAAAGGGGGUGGUUUAUCCGUACGAGUGGAUAUUUGAUUUCUUUUUAUUCGGUUGAAUCCUGAAUUGAUUUGUUUACUAAGUUAA
Messenger RNA from Culex pipiens pallens (northern house mosquito), 1295 nucleotides. RefSeq names its product speckle-type POZ protein-like B. NCBI's taxonomy places the organism in Eukaryota, Metazoa, Arthropoda, Insecta, Diptera, Culicidae. Bases 149 to 1201 code for a protein of 350 amino acids. The transcript is spliced from 2 exons. The record is from RefSeq and is a predicted model, not a curated record. Gene Ontology annotation, cellular component: nucleus; cytoplasm. Gene Ontology annotation, biological process: regulation of proteolysis; proteasome-mediated ubiquitin-dependent protein catabolic process. Gene Ontology annotation, molecular function: ubiquitin protein ligase binding.